GGUUCCCAGUCACCACCGGCUGGUCGACUCGCGUGGUCGCGCGCUACGAGUAUGGCCGUUUGAGCACUUCGGAGACGUUCACUUUCGUUUGAUGCCGAAAAUGUAAACGAGCCGUUAAUUAAGGCCAUUAAAAAUUUUAUAGCGAUUUAAAAAAAAUAACCAUGGAGUCUGAGAAGAAGUUGAUUGACGCGUGCAGUGCGCCGAUGGCGAAACCGAACUAUAUGCUCAUGUCCUUGCAAAGGAUAUUUGUGUUGUGUGUUAUUAUAGCGUGUGUGAUCUGUGUGGUGUACUACACGCCGAUGCCAGAGGAGUAUUUCGAGAACUGCGAUCGCGAAUGUAACGAACUGGAUUGGCCUAUGAUCUGCAGAGUUAAGCUGGUCAUCGAAGUCUAUAAGACUCUCAGCAAGUCAUGUGGGAGCUGCACUGAAAAAAACGGGGAGGAAUGUCCUGCAAUGUGUAUUUCUGCAGACGGUCGGGAAAGAGGAGUGCUAACGAUAAAUAGAGAACUGCCUGCACCUCCCUUACACGUCUGCCACAACGACAUCCUUGUGGUAGACGUCGUGCAUCGUGCUCCAGCACAUGCACUGGCCAUGCACUGGCGGGGUCAGCCGCAGAAAGAAACGCCCUUCAUGGAUGGAGCUCCCAUGCUCACCCAAUGCCCGCAGCCGGCGUACACAACGUUCCAGUACAAAUUCCGAGCGUCAGAAGUCGGAACUCACAUGUACCACGCGCAUGCCGCCGCUGACGCCGCCGAUGGGCUCGCUGGCGCCUUCAUCGUUCGACAGUCUCCGAAACUAGAUCCCUUACGUAAACUAUACGAUGUCGAUGCUACCGAACAUACCAUAUUUAUAGCGGAGUGGGGUCACUCUAUGGGACCGCUUGCUGAACUGAAUUCAAAAAAUCCUAAUGCCGAAUCACUGCUGAUUAACGGUAAAGGGAAAACUGCAGAUUCUCCAGAUGUCCCUUUAUCGAAGUUUAAAGUUGAAUCUGGAAAAAAAUAUCGAUUCCGUUUGGCCUAUGGUGGAGGUUCUAAGAGCUGCUCUGUAAAAUUAUCAAUAGAAGAGCAUCAAAUGCGAGUCGUCACAUUGGACGGCCACAGAAUAAAGCCUGAAUAUGUGGAUUCAAUAGAAAUGGGACGAGGGGAGCGAGCAGAUUUCAUUUUGGAUGCAAAUAAAGCUCCCGGCGUGUAUAAAAUCAAAGUUGUUGCUGAUAAAGUUUGCCAAGAGAACUUGGAAGGUGUGGCGGAGUUGGUGUACGUGAAUAAAGGGAACAAAGUGUUACACGAACAGAACGAGGUUUCCGAAGUGCGCGAGUUAUCGACUGUGAGCAGUGGCCGGUGCUCCGUCGCGAGUGUGUUAUGUUUGGACGAGCUGCGCGCGGCGGAUAAACUUCCAGCGGAGCUAGCUGGAGUUAUUGAAAAGAUAAUAUAUGUGCCUUUCAAUUAUUCCACCAGACGAAUUUCGGCGAAACGAGUUGAGAGUUGGGGUCAAACGGACGGUCACCGCUUCACGUAUCCCGCUUCGCCUCUGCUGACUCAAGCCUCGGACGUAAGGCCUGAGGCAUUGUGCAAAGAAGGCCCAGGCCAGGGCGACGAAUGCGUUCAUGUGAAGAGCGUGCCACUGGGCUCCACUGUGGAAGUCGUCAUGUUCGACCAGGGUGGCGAAUCCGACCACAUUUUCCACCUCCACGGCUACAGUUUCUACGUGGUCGGCAUCCGAGAGUUCAACAGCAGUCUGGACAAGGACACCAUCAUCAAAAUGAACGAGGACGACACCCUGUUCCCAUCCAAAAAUCUCAUUGACCCUAUUAAAAAAGAUACUAUAACUAUUCCAAAGUUCGGAGCAGUAGCACUCCGUUUUAAAGCGGAUAAUCCAGGGUACUGGCUUAUGAGAGACGAAAGGUCCACCCAUUGGACAAGAGGUCUAGACUUUAUACUCAAAGUGGGGGAGGAAGGUGAUUUUGUACAAGCUCCAGCCGAUUUCCCUAAGUGCGGCUCUUACGUUGGCCCCGAAUAUUUCCUGAUCUAAAUAAGACUUGUAGUUAUUAAUAAAAAGUUACCAUUAAGAAUCCUAGUUAGGCUAGUGCUCAAUUUAUUUAUUGCCUAAAUAAUAUGUGAUAAUGGUUUGUGUAUAAAAACAAAGUAUUUCAUAAGUGUUGUUCUGUUUGGAACCGGCCAACUUGCCACUAAAAUAAUGAAAACGAUGGAGCAAUUUUGUUAAAUUUGUUGUUAUAUUAUGCAUAGUUGUGGAAAUGUACUGGCUUUUUGUAAAUAUACUGACUUUUUUAUC
This is a messenger RNA of Leguminivora glycinivorella, 2288 nucleotides long. RefSeq names its product laccase-2-like. The transcript has 5 exons. The record is from RefSeq and is a predicted model, not a curated record. Gene Ontology annotation, cellular component: plasma membrane. NCBI's taxonomy places the organism in Eukaryota, Metazoa, Arthropoda, Insecta, Lepidoptera, Tortricidae. Gene Ontology annotation, biological process: iron ion transport. The coding region runs from base 162 to 2027 and encodes 621 amino acids. Gene Ontology annotation, molecular function: oxidoreductase activity; copper ion binding.